AAGGUCAGAAUAGCAUAGUACAUCGAUGCAGAAGACAAUAGAUAUCGUGAGAGAGAAAAGAUAGCAUAUGUGCCUUUUCAUUGUUCCUACUGUCGUGUUGUGUCUAUUGGUCCGAAUGUUGGAAGCAUGGAGGCAAAAAGCAAAGGCCAAGAAUGGCGGCACAAUAAUUUCCAAAAUCAACCUUAACCUUGGUUAAAACCCAUAAAUUUCUCUCACACAUACGCCCUACUCUGAAAAAAAAACCUAAGAAUUGAGACACAAGUCUUAUAAAAGUUGACCUUAAAGGGAUAUGGAAAACGGUGUUAAAGUCGGCGGCGGCCGUUGUUCAGUGGUUGCAAAAAAUUUACAGCCUUUUAACCUUUUUUCUCCUUCUGACACCCGUAGCACCGCCUUCAGAUCCACAGGUGAGAAUGGGAUGGCUGCAAGCGGUGGGUUUCCUUUUACAUCUGCUCAAAGAAAGGAGCUUGAUAGACAAGCUAUGAUUUAUAAGUACAUGAUGGCCUCUGUUCCUGUACCUGCUGAUCUUCUCUUUCCUACAGCUUCAAACCCUUCAAUUUCCUUGACUGGUGGAGAUCCUCAUCUUGAAAGGUGCAAAAGAACAGAUGGCAAGAAAUGGAGGUGCUCGAGAGAUGUGGUGCCCCAUCACAAGUACUGUGAGCGCCACUUGCAGAAAAGCCGUCCCCGUUCAAGAAAGCCUGUGGAACUCAAAAACAAUGGCAAUAAUAAGAAAAGCCCUCUUUUUUAUAAUCCUAAAACUGUUAUGAGUACUAUUUCUUCAUCCUCUAGUCUGAAAUCUGAGAGGGGUACGGCGUUGAUGGAACGUGGGAUGGAUGCAGGGCAACAAUGGCAGCAUUUGGUGGACGCAAGCGUUGGAUUUGGGGAUGAGGGCUCGAUUUAUAGUUCUAUUGCCUCUGUUUUUCAUCGAGAUUAUGUACAACAGCAGCCAUUGAAUAUGUUUUCUUACGCAAAUUUUCCAGCUUCCGAAGAUGUUUUUAAGUGCAGUAGUGGUGGAGAAUCCAACGUUGGAGCAUUUUUUAAUCCUGAUUUGGUGUUUUCGGACAAACAGCCGCAGAAUGAGACCUCAAGAGGUUAUAUUGAUGCCUGGUCUAAUGAUUAUUUCAACAACAAUGAGAAUGGCAAUUUUGAAUCCUCUGCACAAGGGAACCUCUCGGCUUGUUCACUCGAUCUAUCAAUGGCUGUAGCUGCUGGAAACGUCUUGGAUGAAGAAAUGAGAAAGAAUCAAGUGGACUGUGGUGUUGAUGACUCUGAUGGCCAUUCAAGAUUGUUAAGCCCUGUUUCUUGGACGCGUUUUGCUCAGGGUGGACCGCUUGCUGAGGCUUUACGACCUGGAUCUGUUGCUGGAGGUGGAGGAGGAGGAGGAGGAGGAGGAGGCUCAAAUCCAGCUUCUCCCUAUGAUUCAAUAAGCACCCCAGCAACUAAUGUUUCGUCCCCAUCUGGUGUUCUUCACUGGUCAUUGUUUUCGCAGUCUGAUAUCAGUGUUUGCAAUAGCCCGACAACUCUUGCAGCUGCUCCAACAGCUACACUGGAAGGUUUUGCAUUCCAGCAUCUCAAUUAGGCUGAUAAGAAGAGAAGCCAACAAAAUUUCUUGAUUUUGGGCAUUUUUAUCUUUUCAAUGAUCUAUUAUUGCUUUUUUUACUUGGUUUGAGAAGUCGAUUGCUCAGAUGAAUUUAGAUAUCAGAAUCGAAUGAAUGCAUAGUGUAAAGGAGUUGUUUACUGUUUUAAAUUAAUUAAAUUUAGGUUACUUGGGAAUGA
This is a messenger RNA of Olea europaea var. sylvestris, 1773 nucleotides long. Its product is annotated as growth-regulating factor 4-like. The transcript is spliced from 4 exons. Gene Ontology annotation, biological process: developmental process; regulation of DNA-templated transcription; DNA-templated transcription. The coding region runs from base 290 to 1576 and encodes 428 amino acids. Gene Ontology annotation, molecular function: ATP binding. NCBI's taxonomy places the organism in Eukaryota, Viridiplantae, Streptophyta, Magnoliopsida, Lamiales, Oleaceae. Gene Ontology annotation, cellular component: nucleus. The record is from RefSeq and is a predicted model, not a curated record.